Hippocampus comes (tiger tail seahorse) is the source of this 2267-nucleotide messenger RNA. It is a transcript of the gene nufip1, whose product is annotated as nuclear FMR1 interacting protein 1. The transcript has 10 exons. The coding region runs from base 135 to 2033 and encodes 632 amino acids. Lineage: Eukaryota; Metazoa; Chordata; Actinopteri; Syngnathiformes; Syngnathidae. Gene Ontology annotation, biological process: box C/D snoRNP assembly. The record is from RefSeq and is a predicted model, not a curated record. Gene Ontology annotation, cellular component: nucleus. Gene Ontology annotation, molecular function: RNA binding.
UCAUAGCAAACCGACACACACCAAGCAAAGGAGAUUGAAGAAGCAAAAACAAGCACAUGUGAGUGCUGGGCAAGAAGAGGCCAGCUACUUUUCUUUUUCUUUUAUUCCUGUCACUAAGACUUUUGGUGUGCAGUAUGGAUAAUCUUGGCUCCUAUCCUCCACCCAACUUUGACUGUCCUCCUCCGAACACCAUCCAACUGUCGCGAUCUCAGCCACCCAGCUCAAGAAGCAGCUUCCACGCCAGCAUGUGGACUUGGAACGAGUCACCUACGGAACCUCAGCCCAACUGGGCAUACGGCAGCCAAGCGAACUGCAACUACCGACCAGCGUCAGGAGCUGCUUCCCACUCAACAAACUAUGGAUCUCAAUAUUCAUACGGUCGUGAAUGGUAUCACGCUGGACAACAAAACUGGAGCAAUUACAGACCAGCAGCCAACCGUGGGAAAAAGCGUCAAAACAAGAAGGACCCCGAUUUUUUGCAUUUUUGUGACACCUGUGACCGAGGAUUCAAGAACCAGGAGAAGUACGGCGAGCAUGUUGCACAACAUGUUAAGUGCUCCGUCCCAGACUGCAGCUUCUUGGCACAUGAAAAAAUAGUCAGCAUUCACUGGAAAAAUACCCACGCACCCGGAAUGAAGAGAAUUAAGCUGGACACCGCAGAAGAGAUUGCUAAAUGGAGAGAGGAGAGGCGCAAGAACUAUCCAACUUUGCAGAAUAUUGAGAAAAAGAGAAAACUGAUGCAGGAACGGGAGAAGACGGGAGCGGUUCUGGAGACGGCUCAGUUCGGACGCAUGAGAGGCAGAGGACGCCGUGGGAGAGGUCAUCAAAGGUUCCACGGGCCACGUCCUCAAGGUGUGCAUCCAUCUGACGCUGGCGCCGGAGCAGGGAGACCGCCACCCCUCAACCAGCCUGGCCAGAAUGGUGAUCCGCUGGGAGCGUUGGCCAAAAGUGACAUUGAGUCCGACAAAGAUGAUGUGGACGCUGACUCCAUGGCCACUGGCCCUAUUGUGGCGCCAAAACAGAUGAGCGCCGCAUUGGGGUCUCUUGUAGCCAACUAUGGCUCCAUGAGCGAGAGUGAAACUGAUGAAGCAGCACAGGACUCUACUAUACAAAGAGCCAAAAAGUUGCUCCAAGAAAACCAGGAUUUACUUGACCAGAACAACGGACCUGUCAUGGAUGCCAAAACCUCCACACAGGACAGGCAAGCUUCCAACGGGUCAUGUCCUUGGUCUGCCUCGAACACAUCAAACAACAAACAAAGAGGACAAGGGAGAAGAGGAGGAAGGCGUGGUCGGCGUACAUAUCAAGAUAUGCCGCAGAAACGGCGGGCCACUCUGCUCGAGAUGCUACUUGCCCCCGAUAUCCGGCAUGAGAGAAACGUCCUCCUCCAGUGUGUUCGCUACGUGGUCCGAAAUGACUUUUUUGGGCUGGAGAGUAAAACCCAACUCCAGCUGGGGAUCGAACGGACGCAAGCUGCUGGAAGUUCAGAUCAGGAAGUCAGGAACGGAUGCAGGACUUCGUCUGAUUCUCUUUUUGGUCGCAAGAGAUGUUCUGUCGAGGGUGGGACUUCAACUCCCGAAGCCGCCAUCAAGCCAAAGAGACCCAAGGAGGAAAACAUGGACAUUGGUCCAGCUAACGGGACAGUCAAGACCACAGUUGAUCACUGCUUGACACAGAAUAGUCUGGACCGAGGACCACUUGGUGACCAAGCUGGUUCCGGACAACUUGAUGAUAAAGCUCUACUUGGUUCAUCAGACAACCAAUCUGGUACAGCAUCUGACCAAGCGAGAUGCGGUUUAUCAUGUCCGGGAGCCGCCUGUCAACCACCAGCUGAUGAAGGUGUUGAAGCUGAUCACCUCAGUACACAAAAAUCCAACAAUGCCCUUGUGGAUUCUAUUGCUAAUACAGAGCAGAAUGUGGAGGAUAAGGAAGAACCAGCAACCACUUACCACCUCCAUGAUUCAGUGGCACCUUGUGAAAGUAAAUCUACUAAUAAUAUUUAUGAUGAUGAAAUAUGGGAAAUGUCACAUUGAUUUUACAUUGUUUAGAAAAUCUCCAUCUUUUUCUUUUAUUCUUGCUAAAUUGAUCUGAUGUUAGAACACAUUUGCCCAGUACCUUGAUCAAAUCUAUUUUUUCUCCAGCAAUAAUUAAUGUUCAAAACUUUGUUUUCCUUCCGUUUUAUAUCUACUUUAAGUACACAAAGUAUUUGUGCUUCCUUAUUUCUCCAACAUUGACUGCCUUUGAUUUUGGUAUAAACUAAUGAAGUA